AUGUUACUCCUACGUAAUAUUGUUGUAUUAGAUUUGAAAAGGAGUAAUUUUCUAUAUAUAAAAAAUAUUCCAAAUGUAAACAAAUUAUUAAAUAGCAAAAGAUACUUUAGUGUACUAAAUACAGAAAGGCUAGAUAGACUGAAAAGAGAAAUUCGUUAUAAGCCUAAUGAUAAUUUUUUAAUAUUACAAUUUUAUAAAGAAGCAAAUUUACAUAAUCCUAAUGAAGUUAUAAAACAUUAUGAAAACAGUAGUUACGCUAAAAAUGAAAGUACAACAAAAGAAUAUAUAAAAGCAUUAGUUUAUACUAAUAAACUAAAAUAUACCAAUCUGAAUAACAUAAAAUAUGAUAGUGAAUCUAAUUUUUAUAGAAGAUCUAUGGAGGAUGGAACUAAUAACAUAAGCGGGAUAAACAAUGAACGCUCAAAUAUAUAUGAAACACAUAAUAUAAAUAUAGACCCUAAUUAUAGUAAUAUGUCUCAUUCAGGGCAUACAAAUAAUUAUAAUGAUAAAAAAAAUGGUAUUCAUUCCGAAGUGUUUAGUUUACAAAUCGACCCCAAAAUACCUUUGAAGGUAUCCUUAAUAAAUGCAAAUAAAAAAGGCUUAUGGGGGGUACUUAAAUCGACUAUUGGGUUUUUAAUUUUAGUUGCAGCAGCAAGCGUAUAUUUAGAAGGGGUAUCACAAAAUGUUCAAAAGGGUAUAGGUGUGUCAAAUAAAAAAGUCGUUCCAGUAGAGAAUGUAAAGGUAACUUUAGCAGAUGUAAAAGGAUGUGAUGAAGUAAAACAAGAACUUCAAGAAAUAAUCGAUUAUUUAAAAAAUUCAGAUAAAUUUACUAAAAUAGGUGCAAAAUUGCCCAAAGGUAUAUUAUUAUCAGGAGAACCUGGAACAGGAAAAACAUUAAUUGCUAGGGCUAUUGCAGGGGAAGCAAAUGUGCCUUUUAUCCAAGCAUCUGGUUCAGAAUUUGAAGAAAUGUUUGUUGGUGUAGGUGCAAGAAGAAUAAGAGAGCUUUUUCAAACCGCAAAAAAACAUGCACCUUGCAUUGUUUUUAUUGAUGAAAUAGAUGCAGUAGGUUCUAAAAGAAGUAAUAGAGAUAAUAGCGCAGUUAGAAUGACACUUAAUCAAUUAUUAGUUGAAUUAGAUGGUUUUGAACAAAAUGAAGGAAUUGUCGUAAUAUGUGCUACCAACUUUCCACAAAGUUUAGAUAAAGCACUAGUUAGACCUGGUAGAUUAGAUAAAACUAUUGUAGUACCAUUGCCUGAUAUUAAUGGUAGAUAUGAAAUUUUAAGAAUGUAUAGUAAUAAAAUCCUCUUAUCAAGAGAUGUCGAUUUAAAUGUUUUAGCUAGAAGAACUGUUGGUAUGACAGGUGCAGAUUUAAAAAACAUAUUAAAUAUAGCAGCUAUUAAAUGCUCAGUAGAAGGGAAAAAAUCAGUUGAUAUGAAUUCUAUUGAACAAGCUUUUGAUAGAGUUGUUGUUGGAUUACAAAGAAAAUCACCAUUAAGUGACGAAGAAAAAAACAUAACAGCAUAUCAUGAAGGAGGACAUACAUUAGUUAAUUUUUAUACAGAAGGUUCAGACCCUGUUCAUAAAGCUACUAUUAUGCCAAGAGGUAUGUCUUUAGGUGUUACUUGGAAAAUACCAGUUACCGAUAAAUAUAGUCAAAAAAUUAAAGACAUUCAAAGUGAAAUUGAUGUGUUAAUGGGGGGUAUGGUAUCAGAAGAAAUUAUUUUUGGAAAAAAUAAUGUAACAACAGGAUGCUCAAGUGAUUUACAAAGAGCUACACAUAUUGCUCAAUCACUUGUGAUGAAUUAUGGAGUCGGUAUAAACGAAGAAAAUAUAUCUAUGUUUUUACAAGAUAAAAAAAAUAUUAGUGAAGAUAUGAAAAUUAAAAUAGAUAAAUCUAUUCAAAGAAUAUUGUUAGAUUCGUAUAAUAGAGCAAAAAAAGUUUUAAGUCAACAUACUGAUGAGUUACAUAGAGUUGCUUCUGCAUUAGUCGAAUUCGAAACCUUAUCAAAUGAAGAAAUUAAAUUGGCUAUGCAAGGAAAAAAUGAUCAAAUACGAAAAAAUAGAGAAUUAAAACAAAAGGAAUAUAAUUUGAAGGACAACAGAGUUUCAUAA
Molecule: messenger RNA, 2112 nt
Organism: Plasmodium vinckei vinckei
Lineage: Eukaryota; Apicomplexa; Aconoidasida; Haemosporida; Plasmodiidae
Product: ATP-dependent zinc metalloprotease FTSH, putative
Exons: 1
Coding region: 1-2112 (703 amino acids)
Biological process (GO): proteolysis
Cellular component (GO): chloroplast thylakoid
Molecular function (GO): ATP binding; ATP-dependent peptidase activity; metalloendopeptidase activity
Source: RefSeq, a predicted model, not a curated record